GGAGCAGCAGUCGCUGCAACCGCAGCCGGUGAGGGAGGACGGGCGGGGGAUGGAGCAGCGCGGUGCCUUCCCUCACACGAGGCUCUCCUCCCCUGGAAGGCUCCGAUAUAAGCCGAGGAGGAGCUUCAGCAGACGCGGGCCAAACACCACCUCCAUCCCAACACGCAGCAUGCUUCCUUCCACGUUUUCUUUUGCAGAUGGGGCUCGGCUGAACCAAGCCCCGCUAUUCUUCGUCAUCAUUACCAGAAGUGCGCGGAAAUCAGGCUGGAGCUGCUGGCAGCCGGUACAGCCCCGAUAGAAAGCUGCACGUUGUCUUCUCUCUGCAGUUUGAUCCGAGUGGCGAUUUGAAGUCCGUGCCCUGUUGACGGCUGGUACGUACCGAAGGCAGCAGCCGCCAGCCACGCUACUACUCCGUGUCUACCAGUCAUGAAACGAAUCCUUCUGUUUUUCAUCCUGGCUGCUGCUGUUAUGUAUGGUAUAUUGCAUGGAAAUCUGUGGAGGAAUAACUUCUACUGGAUUAGCUUUUAUGGACAGACUUCUUCUGUGAGGGGUCCUUCUUCCAAUGAGGCUAGUGGAGUUACCCAGCUGCCACCUACGGCUGUGGAGAGAAGGAAUGCACUAGACACUUGUCUUCUGAAACCAGCGUUUGAAUCUUUACUGGAUGUUGACAAAAUAUACCCGUUCCUGUGUGCCAAUGAUUUUAUCAGAGUGGCGGAGUUCCAUGGAAGUGAUAAGUUCGAGCUACCUUAUGGAAUAAAGAGAGCAGAACAGUUUUUUCGUUUAGCCCUUUCAAGACUGCAAAACUGUGGACUGUCCAACAAAGAAGACAGUGUUGCCUGUCAACGGUGUGUUGUGGUCGGUAACGGAGGAGUACUUCGAAAUAAGACGCUAGGGGGGAAAAUUGACUCAUAUGAUGUGAUAAUAAGAAUGAAUAAUGGCCCUGUUAUAGGGUAUGAAGAGGAUGUUGGGAGAAGGACGACUUUCCGCCUUUCCUACCCAGAAUCCAUCUUCUCAGAUCCGAUCCACUACGACCCUAAUACUACUGUCGUUAUUAUCGUCUUCAAACCACGUGACUUAAAGUGGCUUUGGGAGAUACUAGGCGGUCAGAAAAUAAGCGCUAAAGGCUUUUGGAAGAAACCAGCACUGAACAUGAUAUACAAAUCUAAUCAAAUCAGGAUUCUUGAUCCCAGCAUCACCAGAAAAACAGCUUAUGAUUGGCUUCGUUUCCCAACAAGAUUUCCGAAAAAAGAGAAACCCAAGCAUCCAACAACGGGGCUAAUUGCCAUUACACUAGCAUUUCACAUUUGUCAUGAAGUUCACCUGGCAGGCUUCAAAUAUGACUUCACUGACAAGAACAGUUCUUUGCACUACUAUGGCAACGAAACAAUGUCUCAGAUGAUGCAGAAUGAAUACCAUGACAUCAAUGCUGAGCAGAAAUUUUUGAAGAAGCUGAUAGACAAGAACUUUGUGGUCAAUUUGACGUGAAAGCUGGAUGGAAAAUAUGAAGAACAAUCACUAUUUCCAAGAUUUCAAAAAUUUUUAUUUUUUGUAUGACAUUUUUAUUUUUAAGUGCAACGUAACUGUUUACUGUUUAAAAACAGCACGAAAACCUCACAAGGAAGAAGCUUCUUCUAAGCCGGAGGAUAAUGGACUAUUGCAAGCAGAGCUAACUGAAUUUCUGUGAAGCUAUUUAAUGGGAAGAACACAAAACUUUCAGCUGAAAGUAUCAGGGAUGUAUAAAAAUGUGAUUCACAUUACUUAUUUAUCAGGAAGAACUUUUUUCCAAAUGGUUACUUCUCUGGUAUACCUUCUUUUCUAAAAUCUUCCGAAAGAAUUACACUGUUAAGAGACUGAGACGACUGUUUAAGUAGUGGAUGGAUGUCAAAUCUUGAAUCCUUCUUGUAAUACAAAAGUGGCUUUAAAAAGAAUGCCUUUAAGUCAUUACUGUGUGUUUGGGAGAAGGGGAACCAUACGGAACAUACACACUUAGUCUGCCCUCCUCCUGAGCAAUGGACAUCCAUCUUCUGUGAAGAAGCCACAGCCUGCACUGGUCAUCGACUCUGAACUGCUGUCUGCGUGUGCCAAAGGUGAAGACCCUUUGGCCUGUUUUCUGGAGAUGCUGGUGUUGACAAUGCUCGUGUUGUACCGGUUUAUGGAAAAAAACGUACGACCUGUGCUGUGCUUCCAAUAAAUUUUACAAUUUUUGACUUCUCUUGGAAAAGAGGGAAUUUGAAGACUGAAGCUUUGUCUUGAUUACUUGUCACUUGCUUCCCCCAGAUGACAACAGGAACGUGAGCUCAGAUGGAGAUAUUCACACUUGAGUUUAACCUUAGAGGCAGUGUUUUUUGCAUUCGCAGAUCUCCAGGAUAGGAUCUAGUAUAUCUUUCUGUUCUCUUGCAAGAAUGACAAUAUAUUUUUUUUCAAAUGUAAUCUCCUUUUUUGGAUGCUGCAAAGCAUUUACAACUUCAAAAUGCAUCAGUACAAACGAAAAAUGUUCCUGUCUUUGGCAGCAGAAUGUGCUAGGGACUAUGUGAGAUUUCAUCAGCUGAAUUAUCAUUUGGCUUCCGUUUACCUCUCUUGUUUUUACUUCUAGGUUUAAAUGAUGUGGCUGAGCUAAAUCAUUUAGCGGUGGGCAUUUACAUGGGAAUUUAAUGGAAACAUUCAUUGAGAUGGUUAUGUUUCCUGUAUUGAUUCAUUUCAGACAACCCUGCCAAAUAAGUUAUAUUUGCCUGGGAAUAUCCUUGACAACUUUCAAAGAUGAAAGAACAAGUAAAAUGCCAUUCUAAAACUCUCUUUAUGUAUCUUUUUAUUAUGUCAGGUUUUUUGGAAGACCUUACAGUUAUCUAUUGAUCAUACCUGAAGAAAACACAGAAGUCUGCUUCAAAAAAAAAAAGUCUUCAAA
Messenger RNA from Numida meleagris (helmeted guineafowl), 2902 nucleotides. It is a transcript of the gene ST3GAL6, whose product is annotated as ST3 beta-galactoside alpha-2,3-sialyltransferase 6. The coding region runs from base 427 to 1485 and encodes 352 amino acids. NCBI's taxonomy places the organism in Eukaryota, Metazoa, Chordata, Aves, Galliformes, Numididae. Gene Ontology annotation, molecular function: beta-galactoside alpha-2,3-sialyltransferase activity. Gene Ontology annotation, biological process: glycolipid biosynthetic process. The transcript has 12 exons. The record is from RefSeq and is a predicted model, not a curated record.